This is a messenger RNA of Camarhynchus parvulus, 1369 nucleotides long. It is a transcript of the gene PEBP4, whose product is annotated as phosphatidylethanolamine binding protein 4. The record is from RefSeq and is a predicted model, not a curated record. Bases 692 to 1300 code for a protein of 202 amino acids. NCBI's taxonomy places the organism in Eukaryota, Metazoa, Chordata, Aves, Passeriformes, Thraupidae. The transcript has 7 exons.
UUCAACACCCCCCCAUCCAUGCGAGGAUGCAAACCCCAAGCCUGACUCAGCCCGGCGUUCCUGGGAAAAGCCUGACUCACGUGAGCCCAUUUGCCGGCUCAGGGCUUUAAUUACGGGCUGUGCCCAUCUCGGCAGCGUGGGAACGGGGGCCAUUAAGCCCCUAAAAGCUCCCGAUCAUUCCCAAUCCAUUAAUGUCCCUAAUUAGUUAAACCCGGCCGCCUUUUACCUCGCCGGGCUCGCUCGUGUUCUCCGAGCGUGCAGCCACAGCUCCAUUAUGUAACGCUCCCCUCGCUGCUGUAAUCCCAACUCACACCGGGCUCUUCUCCACUCUUGUUUUAUUUCAUUCACUCGCAUGUGCCUCUUCCCCGGAGCCCGUUAGGCAAUGGGCGAGACGGGCAGAGCCGAGUGGGGCUCGCAGCGCUCCUGAUCAGCACGAGGAGCUGCGGGCGCGGUUGGGGGGCAGCGCCCGGGUUUGGGGGCAGCGCCCGGGGCCGUUCGGGGCCGUUGGGGCCGUUGCCGGGGGUUAAAAGCCGUUGGCAGAGCCGGAGCAGCUGCCUGCCCCUUCCCUGGGCUUUGACUUUCAUUCCCGGUCCCCGUGUCCCUUCCUGCCAAGGAAACCAUCUCCACGGCAACCUCCAACCUCCGGGCUGUGCCUCGGAGCCGCUCAGCCGUCCCCAGGACCCCGGGCAGGAUGAAGCUGCUGGGGGCCGUGCUGGUGGCACUGUCGCUGCUCCUGCCGGGCGCCUGGGCCAGCGAGGCCUCCAGGACCUGCAUCUUCCAGACCCUCAGCGAGGCGGACCACGAGUUCUGCAGGGGGGAUUUGGAAAUCAUCUACCCCGAGGUGGGCGACGUGAGCUGCUCCUACAUCCCCAAGUGCCACGAGUACCGCCGCAAGCUCAGCGAGGAGUGGGGCCAGCCCCGCAUCCGCUACCCCUGGGCCAAGAAGAACAAGAAAUACGUCCUGGUGAUGGUGGACCCCGACGCUCCCAACAGAGAGAACCCCCGGCUCCGCUUCUGGAGGCACUGGCUGGUCACCGACAUCCUGGGCUCGGAUCUGAGGGUUGGGAAGAUCAAAGGGAAGGUCCUGACAGAUUACAACCGGCCCAAGCCCGCCCGCUACAGCGGCUACCACCGCUACCAGUUCCGCCUGUACCGGCAGUCACAGCACCAGACCAUCUCCCUGAGCUCCGAGGAGCAGCAAUCGCUGGGCACCUGGGACCUGAAGGAUUUCGUGGAGGAUUUUCACCUGGGCCACCCCGUGGCCGCGACCCAGUUCCUCACCAAAAACUGCAAGGAUUAACCCCGGCCAUCCCUCCCUUGCCCUGCACAUCCCCACAGCCCAGAGCCACCUCUGCCCGGAGCAGAGGGG